AUGCCUACCUUCAAAGGUCUCGGGCUGCUCUGCUCGGUACUGGUGACGUCGCGUCUCAGCUUCGCCGACAAGCUGCCGUCGGUGCCGACCGCUGCCGACAGCCUGUACUCGUACCUCCCUCCCCUUGAGGCUGACCCACCCGCACCGGACGGAUUCUCCUACCUGGCUCCCGACAGCCCCUCUCCCUAUGACGUCACCAGCGCCUCUCCCUAUGACGUCAUUAAUCCUACCUCCUCAUACACCUCCAUCGGCCCGGAGCCGUCCCACGGCCCCGUCAGCCCAGCGGCGGUAUACGCACAGGCGUCGAGCGGCGGUGGUCCCCUAGCGGUGACCCAGGAGGGUCGCCUGGAGGGGGUGACCCUGGAGGCGGCCUCUGGGGGUCAGGUGGACGCCUGGCUAGGAGUGCCGUACGCCAGCCCGCCAAUGGGGGAUCUACGCUUUCUGCCGCCGCAGCCCGUGGAGCCGUGGUAUGGCGUCAGGGAGGCCAAGAGCCAGCCAAACGCCUGCUGGCAGGUGAAGGACACGUUUUUCGGCGAUUUCACUGGCGCCACGCAGUGGAACGCCAACACGCCGCUCAGCGAGGACUGCCUGUACCUAAACGUGCAUGUGCCGCACUACCGGCCGGCUCGUCCGGCGGCCGUGCUCGUCUGGAUCUACGGCGGCGGGUUCUACAGCGGCUCGGCGGCGCUGGACGUCUACGACCCCACGGAGCUGGUGGCCGCCGGUGGGGUGGUCGUCGUCGCUAUGCAGUACCGUGUCGGCUCUCUUGGCUUCUUGCGGCUCGGCGACGCGCCGGGAAACGUUGGCCUGCUGGAUCAGGCGGCCGCGCUGCGAUGGGUACAGAGGAACGCUGCAGCGUUCGGCGGAGAUCCCAACCGUGUGACGCUGUUCGGAAACUCGGCCGGCGCGGCCAGUGUCAGCCUGCACCUGCUGUCGCCCGUCUCCUCGCCGCUGUUCCGCCGCGCGGUGCUCCAGUCCGGCUCCGCCACCAACCCGUGGGCGGUGCAGGAGCCUUCCGAGGCCUACCGGCGCGCACUGCGGCUGGCUGAUGAGGUCGACUGUCCGGCAGCCUCAGAUGACCAGGCGCUGACCUGUCUCAGGGAGAUCGACCCCGAGACGCUCGUCAACUCGGAGUUCUUCACCACGGCGUUCGCCGACUUUCCGUUCGCGCCGGUCGUGGACGGGGAGUUCCUUCUGGAGGAUCCCGCUGCCGCGCUGGCCGGGGGCCGCUUCAAGCCUGCCGACCUGCUGGCGGGCACCACCUCUGAGGAGGGCAACUACUUCCUGUUGUACGCCCUUCCAGAGUACGCCAACCUGAGCGCGGUGCGCACCCCCGAUCGCUCAGAUCUGACGCGCUAUACGGAGGUUCUGAACGGUGACCUCUCGCCGGCGGCGAGACUGGCCGUGGAACAUUUCUACACCCCCUGGGGCGCUCCCGACCAGUCAGCCGCCAUCCGGGACGCCGUGGACAAGAUGGCCGGAGAUCGCCAGUUUGCGUGCGGUGUCAACGACGUAGUGGCGGCGCACGCGCGGAAAGGGGGCGCGGUGUGGCAGUACCAGCUGCGGCAGAGGGCGCCCGGCUCCGUGUGGCCCCGCUGGAGCGGCGUGCUGCACGCGGAUGAAGUGUUUUUCCUCUUCGGCGCCGCCCUCAAGAAGCCAGAGGAGUUCAGCAGAGAGGACGUCAUCCUCUCCAAGCGGAUCAUUCAGUACUGGACCAACUUCGCCAAGACUGGGGACCCUAACUAUUCCGGCGAGCAGUGUGUGCGCAGUCCGACCAGCCACGAGUGGCCCCUUUACGAGCCGGUCGGCCAGCGCUACAUGGUCCUCUCACACUACGGCCCGGUCACCGGUCACGCGCUGCGGGUCGGCCCCUGCGCCCUCUGGAACCACCUCGUGCCGCGGCUCAACGACACGAGCGCCAUCUGUGGCGAGGUGUAG
This is a messenger RNA of Amphibalanus amphitrite, 1938 nucleotides long. RefSeq names its product acetylcholinesterase-like. NCBI's taxonomy places the organism in Eukaryota, Metazoa, Arthropoda, Thecostraca, Balanomorpha, Balanidae. The transcript has 4 exons. Gene Ontology annotation, molecular function: acetylcholinesterase activity. Gene Ontology annotation, biological process: choline metabolic process; acetylcholine catabolic process. Gene Ontology annotation, cellular component: plasma membrane. The record is from RefSeq and is a predicted model, not a curated record. Bases 1 to 1938 code for a protein of 645 amino acids.